AUGAACUACCAGGACUCGGAGCAAGUCAUUCACGACAGAGUCAACCUCGGACGGCUGGUCCGUAAACUGGAGAAGACGGUACAGGAGGAGGACUGGGACAAUACAAACGUAUCUUCACGGCCGACAUGGGUCAAGACGCAAGGGCUGCUGCAGAAAAUGAGAUAUGCGCGGAAACUUCUCAGUAAUGUCGAGAUGUACGAAGACAGUCCGUACGCGGAUAGUGAUGCUCAAUAUGAGCGAUUGCGGGAGACAAUAAAUCGUCUGGAAAGCGUGGUGAAGGAACGCGUCGCUCUCAAGCCUCAUCGCCCAGCCCCAAUCUUACCAACUAUUCCGACUCCACUCUUCGCAAUACGAGCAACAGCGCCAGUGCCACUGUCCGCUAUAACACCGAGUGCUUCCAACUCCGCGGGAACCGAGCCCAUCUCUCCAGACGAGUCGACCACCAUAACAGCGCAAGACCUUCUAUUAUCGCCCUCUGACACCGCUACCAUGCUGCGCGCCCCAUCUUCGAACCCCAGCGUGACACUCCUCCCACCAAACCUUCCCUCAUCUCCCGCCAAGUCCACUGUCACUGGCACGCCUGCGUUCCUCCAGAAUUCGGCUGCCCUGCAGGAAGAGCUAUCUGCCCAGCUGGCGCAGAUGGCGACUCAAUUGAAGCGCAAUGCGAUCCACUUCGCCGACUCGCUCGACAAGGACAAGGCAGUCGUCCUGGAGACGCAGGCCAAGCUUGAGCGCAACCACGAUGUCAUGCAGAGGGAGCGCGUCCGCGUGAGGGAUCAUAGAUCGAAGAGCUGGGGGACGACUUGGCUUGUCCUCUUGAGUAUAAUGGUCGCAAUCGUCGGUUUCAUCUUGACCUUCUUCGUUAUCCGGUUCACAUAG
Messenger RNA from Laetiporus sulphureus 93-53, 879 nucleotides. RefSeq lists its product as uncharacterized. Lineage: Eukaryota; Fungi; Basidiomycota; Agaricomycetes; Polyporales; Laetiporaceae. Gene Ontology annotation, molecular function: SNAP receptor activity. Gene Ontology annotation, biological process: retrograde vesicle-mediated transport, Golgi to endoplasmic reticulum. The transcript is spliced from 4 exons. Gene Ontology annotation, cellular component: SNARE complex; endoplasmic reticulum. Bases 1 to 879 code for a protein of 292 amino acids. The record is from RefSeq and is a predicted model, not a curated record.